Rubroshorea leprosula is the source of this 3274-nucleotide messenger RNA. The record is from the annotation of a GenBank genome assembly. Lineage: Eukaryota; Viridiplantae; Streptophyta; Magnoliopsida; Malvales; Dipterocarpaceae.
CUAUCCGGCCACAUUGAAUGUAGCCAAUUUUGUUUGUUUCUCUCCAACUCACCUCAGAUAAUUAUCUACUUUGGAGAACCCAAAUAAUGGCUCUAAUUGAAAGUCAAGAGCUAUUGGGUUUUAUUGAUGGCGAGUAUGGAAUGCAUGAUCCAAAGGUACUUUCAAAUGAAAAGGAAGUACCAAAUCCAACUUAUGCAACUUGGAGACGGUCUGAUCGUCUUCUUCGUGGGUGGAUCACCGGUACCUUAUCCAAAGAGGUACUUGGAAUUGCUGUUGGACUCGAGACUGCAUCAGAAGUUUGGAAGGCAUUGGAGGACCAUUUUGUUCAAAGCUCUCAAGAAAGAGAAUUUCACUUAAUGCAGGAGAUUUCAAGUAUCCAAAAGGGUGAUGACACUCUAAGUGAGUACAUCAGAAAGUUCAAAGCCCUUUGUGAUGAACUCUCCACACAUGGUAAGACCAUUCCUGAUAAAAACAAAGUUUUUUGGUUUUUGCAAGGUUUAGGACCAAGUUAUGAAAAUUUUGUCACAACCAUGCUUAAACCACCUGUUCCAUCAUACAAAGAACUUAUUCCUCUUGUAAAAAGUCAUGAUUCCCGUAACCGUCAUCAUAACCCUUUGCCUCUGCAAAUGGCCUUCCUUACCCAAAAGACUGAACAAAGGAAUUAUUACAAAAAGAAAGGAAAUGGCCAGAAUUGGUUCAACUCUAAAGGGAAAGGUUUUAUUCAAACUAGUGCUGACAACAAGCCAAGAGCUAGUUUCAAGUUGAAUGCAGGGAAUCUGGGAAGCAUUGAGACUAAAGCUACUACCAGCAAACCUGAUGUGGUUUGUCAAAUCUGCAAUAAACAUGGACAUGCUACUCUAAAGUGUUUCAAUCGCUUCAACCAUGCAUUUCAAGCAAAUGACAUCCCUCAAGCCUUGGCUGCAAUGACUAUCAAUCAAAAUGAUGUCGCUGAGUGGUAUCCUGAUACUGGAGCAGAAGCUCACAUGACUAGUAACUCCGAAAAUACAAAUUUUAUGGGAACUACAAGGUCUAGGGCCCGUAUGAGUUCUACUUCACAACAAAAUGCCAUUACUCUUGAUUUUUCUUUGACUAUUGAUUCGGCCGACCAAUAUACAUUAGCACAAGUCCAUGCAGCAUCGUGUAUUGCUGAUGCUAUGCACCCAGAUACUAAUGGACCAAGUCAAGGGAAUGCUGCACCAGAACAGUGCUUAGACCCACCCUUGUCCCUAGCUCAAGAUACAAGCCUAGUAGAAAACAAUCAUAGCACCCGCCCUCACCACAUGAUUACAAGGUCCCAACAAGGAAUCUACAAGCCAAAUCCUAAGUACAUAUCUCUUCAUGUCGGAAUUAAGGCUUCAAACAUUCCUAUUGAGCCAAAGUCUGUGAAAUCAGCUCUGAAGCAUCCUGGUUGGACGAAGGCUAUGCAAGACGAGUUUACUGCAUUAAAAGAAAAUCAUACAUGGGAUCUUGUACCUCGCACAGAAGACAUGAAUGUUAUAGGGUGUAAAUGGGUGUUUAAGACGAAGCUGCAAGCUGAUGGGAACCUAGACAGCACUGCAGAUCCUUCCCUAUUUACAUACCAUAAUCACCAAGGUACGCUUCUUUUACUUAUAUAUGUCGAUGAUAUGAUCCUAACUGGAAGCAAUUUAACCCUUGUUGAAUGGUGUAUCAGUGAACUAGCAAGAGAACUUGCUAUCACGGAUCUUGGGCAUUUACACUAUUUUCUUGGAAUUGAAGUACAUACUAAUAAAUCUGGACUUUCUCUUUGUCAAUCUAAAUAUGCUCAUGAGUUGCUUCAAAAGGCUCAAAUGGUAGGGUGUAAACCCAUCUCUACACCUAUGGCCAUAAAGAGUCGUUCAUCUUCCUUAGCAGUGGGUGCUCUCCAAAAUCCUACCUUUUAUCGAAGCAUCAUUGGAGGUUUACAAUACCUUACUUUUACUAGACUUGAUCUUUCAUUUGCUGUAAAUCAUGUCUCACAGUUUAUGCACACCCCUACUUUAGAGCAUUUUCAAUUAGUUAAACGCAUUUUACGGUAUCUUGGAUGCACACUUGAUUAUGGGAUGCAUAUUUCUAAUCAAAGCACACUAGAAUUAUAUGCAUUUUCAGAUGCCGAUUGGGUUGGUUGUCCAUUAACUAGAUGGUCUACCACUGGCUUUUGCACCUUCUUAGGUAGCAACUGCAUCUCUUGGAGUGCAAAAAAGCAGCCUAUUGUAGCAAGAUCAAGCACUGAAGCCGAAUAUCGCUCUAUGGCAUCUACAGCAGCUAAACUCACUUGGCUUGCCAAGCUACUUGUUGAUAUUGGUUUGCAACUCUCUAACCCUCCUAUUCUUCAUUGUGAUAACUUAAGUGCGUUGUAUAUGACUGUUAAUCCAGUUUUUCAUGCUAGAACUAAACAUAUUGAAAUUGAUUAUCAUUUUGUUCAAGAAAAGGUUGCAUUGGGAAACCUCAUCACUCGUUUCGUUAAGUCUGAAUUACAGCUAGCAGACCUAUUUACUAAACCUUUGCCUAGAAAUUGUUUUAAACAGUUAUGUGUCAAACUUGGCCUUUGCUUUAUACCACGGCCUAGUUUGAGGGGGAGUAUUGGAGAACAAAUCAAGUGCAGCAAUCAAGUGAAUCAAGGCUUGAAGAUCAAAGAGAUUCAAGGACAUAAACAUAAGGAGAAAAUCAAGGAGAGCAGUAUCAAGGAAGAAAUCAAUCAAGUUAGCAACGGUACAGAGAAUAAUAAGGCUAUGAAAAUAAAGGAGAAUGUGGAAACUAACAGAGCAAUCCAAGGGAAGAAUCCAAACUGAAAUACAAGGAAAGAAUCCCAGAAUUAUUUCAAUAUGACCGUUGGUCACUCAAUGUACUCUGCAUCUUUUGCAUUUAGUUGACAGCAAUGAUUCCCAAAAUCAUGCCUUAAUGUAAGACGUUGUAAAUAAUAUAAAUAAUGCAAAUAUUUCUUUCUCUCCCUCACCUCGAGAGAAACUUUUACAGAUUAAAGUGUCAAAAAGCGUUUUUAGUAGGAACUUUGUGGGUUUGGGACUUCAGACCAGCUACGAGCUUCAAGAUUGAACAAAGGACUUGUUGAAAUAAAUUAAUUUGGUUUUUGAAACUUAAUUAAGGAUUGAGUUAACAAGUUUCCUUUUCUUUUACUGCUGCUACUUUUUAUUUGUUACUUGAGAAGAUUAUGUUGAUAAACUCUAUUUUAUUCCAAGUACACUUGUUUGAGGAAAAACUUUAUGUCUAUCUUUUAUAAUCUAUGUGGUAAUUGAGUUAAUAAAUUUUCUAUUCCUUU